Trematomus bernacchii (emerald rockcod) is the source of this 1014-nucleotide messenger RNA. RefSeq names its product sterile alpha motif domain-containing protein 12-like. The transcript is spliced from 4 exons. Gene Ontology annotation, cellular component: cytoplasmic side of plasma membrane. Gene Ontology annotation, molecular function: protein binding. Gene Ontology annotation, biological process: cell surface receptor protein tyrosine kinase signaling pathway. The coding region runs from base 111 to 389 and encodes 92 amino acids. The record is from RefSeq and is a predicted model, not a curated record. NCBI's taxonomy places the organism in Eukaryota, Metazoa, Chordata, Actinopteri, Perciformes, Nototheniidae.
CACCUUAGUGGGCGGAUCCGGGAAAAGGAAUGUUUUUUGUGUUACCUGAACGUUACACUUCAACAGGUAGAGGAAUAUUCUGUCAAAAACAGACAACUGACUGAAGAGUGAUGGGCCUGUCAAAGCGCGUGUCAUCGUGGUCGGUGGAAGAAGUGUUGGAGUGGAUGCAGGGUUAUCACCCGGCCAAGAUGGACACGCUCCAAAAAGCCAUAAUUAAACACGCCAUAUCAGGCCGGGUGUUGCUGAGGCUGAAGGACCAUCACCUGGAGCUCCUCGGGGUGGAGGCUGAGGAGCAGCAGCAGGAGAUCCUGCAGGACGUUCUCCUCCUCAAAGUACAGGAAGAAGUCAACGAACUCAACGACAUCUGCUCAGAGUGUUUUUCUUCAUAGCGGGAAACAAAUAUCUUCAGGAAGACUGCGCCUUGUUUUUUUUUCUUUUUUCUAUCCAUUCAUUCAUCCAAGUGAAGGAGGGAGUGAUGGAAAUAACAAGACAAGGUGAAAGAGAAAGAAGAAUCGAUGAAGAAUGAAGAGAGAAAGAAACCCAUUUCCUGACUGAAAUCUGACCUGUGCAGACGGAUGAGAUUAGUUUUUGUCUGAGCGUCUUCAGCCUUGCUGUCCAUUAGUCUCCGUCUUCUGUCUUUCUCUAUAGUGGGUUAACAUCCUAUCAGGAAAUAUUUUUAGCUAUGUUAAACCACUUUAGUCACGACUGAAAUGUCUCAACAGCUCCUGGAAACAUUUGAAUAAUCGUUCCCGAUCCCAGAGGAUGAAUUAUAAUGCUAUUCAUUUUUUAACUCCAGUACCAUCAAGUCAGAAUUGUUAUUCGUCUAAUACUUUGGUAUAUGCACAAUAAAAAAAAAAGCCAAAUAGGCACUUAUAAAGAUGAUAAUAUUUAAUUUAAUGUAUAAAGCGUUUUUCUAAAUACACUUUAACCCUCCUGUUGUCUUCGGGUCAAAUCUGACCUAUUUACUACUUUCAUCAAUCAUAACUUUUUUGUUUUACAUUAGAUUGCAUUAAG